Dentiscutata erythropus is the source of this 273-nucleotide messenger RNA. NCBI's taxonomy places the organism in Eukaryota, Fungi, Glomeromycota, Glomeromycetes, Diversisporales, Gigasporaceae. The record is from the annotation of a GenBank genome assembly.
ACAUCUUUUAUAUGUGAGAGUAUAACUGAAGGUGUAGAGGAGAGAAGUAGUAAGAAGGAGUUGUAUGAUUUUCUUGUAAUAAAUAAAGAAAAUGAAGAGCAAGAACAUUUUACAGGUGAAGCUUCAAAUGAUUUUAUAAAUAAAGAAGCUAUGAAUUCUGAAUUUGAAAUAGAUAAUUCAGAAGAAAUUGAUAGUCUGGAUGUUAAAAAAGAAACUAGUGAUGCUAUGAUUUUAACCCAAAAAUACACUAUGGUAGAGUUGGAGUUAUGGUGA